AUGACCCUUAACGAGAAGAAGAGCAUUAAUGAAUGCGAUCUUAAGGGAAAGAAGGUUCUUAUCCGUGUUGACUUUAAUGUUCCCGUGAAAAACGGUAAGAUCACCAACGACUACCGAAUCCGAUCAGCUCUGCCAACGCUCAAGAAGGUUCUCACAGAAGGCGGCAGUUGUGUUCUCAUGAGCCACCUCGGGAGGCCGAAAGGUAUUCCCAUGGCGCAAGCUGACAAAAUACGGAGCACUGGCGGUGUUCCCGGGUUCCAACAGAAGGCAACACUCAAACCGGUAGCCAAGCGCCUCAGCGAACUGCUAUUGAGGCCCGUCACAUUCGCACCUGACUGCCUGAAUGCUGCAGAUGUCGUCUCUAAGAUGUCUCCGGGCGAUGUUGUUCUGCUUGAAAAUGUACGCUUUUACAAAGAAGAGGGCAGCAAGAAGGCAAAAGAACGUGAAGCCAUGGCCAAGAUCCUUGCGUCAUAUGGUGAUGUUUACAUCAGUGAUGCUUUUGGUACAGCUCACCGUGACAGUGCUACCAUGACCGGAAUUCCAAAGAUUUUGGGCAACGGUGCUGCCGGUUAUUUGAUGGAGAAGGAGAUUUCAUACUUCGCUAAGGUACUUGGUAACCCGCCGCGUCCGCUGGUUGCUAUCGUUGGUGGAGCGAAAGUGAGCGACAAGAUCCAACUUCUGGAUAACAUGUUGCAGCGCAUCGAUUAUCUCUUAAUUGGUGGUGCAAUGGCAUACACAUUUCUGAAGGCUCAGGGUUACAGCAUUGGAAAAUCGAAGUGCGAGGAAAGUAAACUUGAAUUUGCUCGAUCCCUGCUGAAGAAGGCGGAGGACCGCAAGGUGCAGGUUAUUCUUCCAAUUGAUCAUGUUUGCCACACGGAAUUCAAAGCUGUGGAUUCUCCAUUGAUAACUGAGGAUCAAAACAUCCCUGAAGGACAUAUGGCUCUGGAUAUUGGUCCCAAGACUAUUGAAAAAUAUGUUCAGACGAUUGGGAAGUGUAAGAGCGCCAUUUGGAACGGUCCCAUGGGUGUAUUUGAAAUGGUUCCUUAUUCCAAAGGUACAUUUGCAAUUGCGAAAGCCAUGGGUCGAGGAACUCACGAGCAUGGACUCAUGAGUAUCAUCGGUGGUGGUGACAGCGCAAGUGCAGCUGAGUUGAGCGGUGAGGCGAAGCGCAUGUCUCAUGUUUCAACUGGUGGUGGUGCGUCUUUGGAACUCCUCGAGGGCAAAACGCUUCCCGGCGUUGCAGUAUUGGACGAAAAGUCGGCGGUUGUGUCGUAUGCCUCUGCAGGUACUGGAACUCUUUCUAACCGGUGGAGCUCUCUUUAAACUUCCAGAAAAAAUAUAUUUCUGCAAAAUACUUUUGGAAGUUUGUCUUGUCUUUAUAGAUGAAGGAUUUGUUUCUUUUUUGUGAUGUUUUCAAGGUUAAUUAGUUUUGGGGGUUCGUUAUCUUAAUUAUUUUGGUGGGUGGGAGUAAAUAAAGCAGAGGUAAAUUUUUUGGUGACACAAAAAUUGGGAAGCUUCGUGUUCUUACUUGUUCAACUGAAAAAUGCCUUUUCAGGAAUUCAUAUUUGGGAGUUAUUGUGGUGUAGAAGGACUGAGGAACAGAAGAAAGCAGAGGUUAUUUGCCCCUUCAUGAGGAAAUGUCGAUGUAAUUAAGUAUGAGGGAGGACAUGUUGAUACUGGGAAAUGGACUCUAAAAAUGAGAAAUAAAGGGAAAGAGAAAGGAAGAGUGAUAUAUAUUUAUUUUUGGAAAAAAACACCUUUCGUUUGCUUGCGCUGCUGAGUGGGAGAUCAUUCUCUGUGUUAUAUGUCCUUUUUCUAGUGGUUGAGAUUGUGUUGUUGUUUUUUCAAUUUCUUCUGUGGAUGAUCUUCCUCGUGAAGAAGACGCAGAAAGCGGGCCACACGGAGUGAAUUCAUACCUUACUUAAAAUAAUAUAAAACGUAUUAAAAUAUGUAAUUAUAUAUAUAUAUAUUUCCCUUUCUUUUUUAAAAAAUCUCUCUUUUGUGCUUCUUGCUUCUCUCAUUUUCUAAACUGGGCAAUUAAUAUGCUCGAAAGUAAAUAUUGAGGUUAUUGAAGAGGGCUGGGGUGUGAAUGCUUUUCUUUUUCCUUUGCCUGUGUU
This is a messenger RNA of Trypanosoma brucei brucei TREU927, 2117 nucleotides long. It is a transcript of the gene PGKC, whose product is annotated as phosphoglycerate kinase. Gene Ontology annotation, molecular function: ADP binding; phosphoglycerate kinase activity; ATP binding. The transcript has a single exon. Gene Ontology annotation, cellular component: cytosol. Lineage: Eukaryota; Euglenozoa; Kinetoplastea; Trypanosomatida; Trypanosomatidae. The record is from RefSeq and is a predicted model, not a curated record. Bases 1 to 1323 code for a protein of 440 amino acids. Gene Ontology annotation, biological process: gluconeogenesis; glycolytic process.